This is a messenger RNA of Acanthoscelides obtectus, 2588 nucleotides long. NCBI's taxonomy places the organism in Eukaryota, Metazoa, Arthropoda, Insecta, Coleoptera, Chrysomelidae. The record is from the annotation of a GenBank genome assembly.
GCCAAGCAUAUCGUAAAUAAACUUCUUCUGCUUGUACAUCAUUGACCCCUGUUUUCUUCGUUUUCGCUGGUUUUCACAAUCGUAAACAUUUCCGAAGGCAUUCAUUAAACUGAUCUCACCGAAGAGCGGUAGUUAAACAAAAUAUUCCUUGGAACCCUUGCAGAAUCGUUGGAAUAAGCUUAAAAGCCAGGUUAUGUAGUGAGAUUCCAGAGGGGCGUAACGUCCUAUUUAACAAGAUUUUAGCCUUUCCCCUAUUUGUGGUUCAUAAGAUGUUUGGAAAGAAGAAAAAGAAGCCUCAGAUAUCGCAACCUACAAAUUUUGAGCACAGGGUGCACACGGAUUAUGAUAAGAGACAGGGCAGGUUUGUGGGAUUACCGUUGCAAUGGGCCUCCAUUGUGGGCAACAACCAAAUAUUAAAAUCCACAAAUCGACCUCUACCGUUAGUGGAUCCAUCAGAAAUCACUCCCACUGAAAUUCUGGACCUGAAAACUAUUGUUAGGGGAGAACAUAAACAUGAGAACAGAUUGAGUGGUACCAAUCAGCACCCUCAGCCGCCGUCAGUUAGCGGAUCGGUGAUCGGCGAUCGAUCCAUUAACAAUGGAAUCGUUUUGCCGAAAACAUCCAACGUCGCCAGAUCAAAUUCUCUGCGUAGCUCAAGCCCUCCGAGAUUGAGACGAGACCACAGAAGCAAUGCCAAUCUACCGCCUUCAGUCCCCGAGGAACAGGUCGUCCUGUAUACGUCCAUGAGAAGGGAUCCAAGCAUAGGCAAGCCUCAGGUGGUGAGAGAUAGUUCGCCUGCAGAAAGAUCUAUCAGCAACCACGAGAUGAACAAUGCGUAUGCCAACGGGAACGUCGUGGCUAUGUCUGAAGCACAUCAUGCUUACCUGUCACGAGAACAUCCUCAAAUUUCGCCAUCUGGCUCGAUGGUAUCGGGUCCGCCACCACCGUCGAUGGUGAUGUCGCAUAUGGGUAUCCAUUCGCAUUCGAGUCACGCUUCACAACAAAGUACUCAACUUCCUACAGCCGCCAGAUUACCAGAUCAAAACCAAAAUGUGCCAGCUUCCACCGCAGUUGCUACCGCUAAGCAUCAUGAACAAAGACUUACACACGAACAGUUCCGGGCAGCCCUGCAAAUGGUCGUAUCGUCGAAGGACCCGAGAGAGAACCUGGAGCGGUUCGCGAAGAUCGGCGAGGGCAGCACCGGCACCGUGUGCAUAGCGCAUGACAGAUCGACAGGCAGACAAGUGGCUGUGAAGAAGAUGGAUCUACGCAAACAGCAACGCAGAGAGUUGCUGUUCAACGAGGUGGUCAUCAUGAGGGAUUACCACCAUCCGAAUAUCGUCGAGAUGUUUGACAGUUAUUUAGUGAAUGAUGAACUGUGGGUGGUGAUGGAAUUCCUGGAAGGUGGCGCGCUGACGGACAUUGUGACGCACGCGCGAAUGGACGAAGAGCAAAUCGCCACCGUGUGCAAACAGUGUUUGAAAGCGUUGGCGUACUUACAUUCUCAAGGGGUCAUACAUCGAGAUAUCAAAUCGGAUUCGAUACUGCUAGCACUCGACGGGAGAGUGAAGCUGUCCGAUUUCGGUUUCUGUGCUCAGGUAUCCCAGGAGCUACCGAAACGCAAGUCUCUGGUUGGCACGCCGUAUUGGAUGUCCCCCGAAGUGAUAUCUCGGUUGCCUUACGGUCCCGAAGUUGACAUUUGGUCGUUGGGUAUAAUGGUGAUUGAGAUGGUGGACGGCGAACCGCCGUUUUUCAACGAGCCGCCCUUGCAGGCGAUGAGGCGUAUCAGGGAGAUGCCGCCGCCGAAAUUGAAGAACGCCCAUAAGGUAUCUCCACGACUGCAAUCUUUCCUGGACAAAAUGCUGGUACGGGACCCCAUCCAAAGGGCGACAGCCCAAGAAUUGCUCGCGCAUCCCUUCCUCCGUCAAGCAGGACCUCCUGCGCUCUUGGUGCCUCUAAUGAGAGGCGCCAAACAUACCAACUACAACUGAAUCGUUUACACUUGAUACCAGUGAUUAGUCCCGAAUUGUGCCUUUAUUUUUUACAUUUUGAUGUGAUUCGAUCCUUCAUUUACUGAAACUGAAAGCUGGACAUAUUGAAAUGACUGGCUAGGUAUUCGUUGGUCGUCUAGCAACAGUGAAGGGUUAGUCCUGAUUUGUGCCUUUUCUUCUUGAUGAGGUUCUACUUUUUGAACUACAACUAAAUCAAAACCAAGCGGUCUAUUAAACAGAGACUAAACACAUGGAAUUUCCUGCUAUUUUGUAUAGGAAUCACUUUCAUAUUUAAAGUAUUUCUUUAACUGGCAGUUAUUUGGAAACAUUCAGAAUUGCACGCGACAUUUACAUAUUUUGUGAGCUAGUAAACAGGACCGUUAUAUGAAAUGUUAGAAGAUGUAAAUCCUGAUUCUGCACAUUUAUAUCGAAUCAGUUUCAAUUAUUUUUAAAGGUAUUUAUAUAGUAGGUAAGCUUUAAAUUAUAUAAAAUGUUUACUCAAAACCAAAUAUCUUCUGUCGUUCGAUUAUACAGGGUGCUUCAGCCGUGCGAGGACCGAAUAUUGCUCCUAAACAAAAACAAAUCCUUCUAACAGCU